AUGGCCCCCUCCCUGCACCCCCUCAUCGACAACGGCCUCAAAAAAGGCACCCCCGAUUUCCCCGGCGGCUCUCUCCACUGCAAAUGCGCCUCCGACCGCGUCACCGUCAAAGUCGCCAGCAACGUCGCCCACAACCACGCCUGCGGCUGUUCCAAAUGCUGGAAGCCGUCCGGCGCCCUGUUCUCCAUCGUCGGCGUCGUGCCCCGCGAAGCCGUCUCGGUGACCUCGAACGCCCACAAACUGGCCAUCCUGGACCCGGAGGCCGCGAUCCAGCGCUACGCGUGCACCGGCUGCGGGGUGCACUUGUUCGGGCGCAUCGAGAAGGAGCAUCCGUUCAAGGGGUUGGAUUUCGUGCAUGCGGAGCUUUCGGAUGAGCAGGGGUGGCAGGAACCGCAGUUUGCGGGGUUCGUGAGCUCGAUUAUUGAGCAGGGGUUUAAUCCUAAUGGGAUGGAUGAGGUUCGGGGCAGGUUUAAGAGUGUUGGGCUCGAGACGUAUGAUGCGUUGUCGCCGCCGUUGAUGGAUUUGAUUGCGACGUUUACGGCGAAGAAGGCUGGGAAGUUGCCGGCUCAUCUCUAG
Messenger RNA from Aspergillus melleus, 576 nucleotides. Its product is annotated as S-(hydroxymethyl)glutathione synthase. The record is from RefSeq and is a predicted model, not a curated record. NCBI's taxonomy places the organism in Eukaryota, Fungi, Ascomycota, Eurotiomycetes, Eurotiales, Aspergillaceae. Gene Ontology annotation, molecular function: S-(hydroxymethyl)glutathione synthase activity; zinc ion binding. The coding region runs from base 1 to 576 and encodes 191 amino acids. The transcript has a single exon. Gene Ontology annotation, biological process: formaldehyde catabolic process.